ACUGUGUAGCACACUAGCACUGUUACAGUGUAGAGACUGUCAAACAAAAAGCUUGAAAUGACAGGUCGCCAGGGAUCUCGUGUUGUGAAAUCUUAAACCGCUGACAUAAGUGUUAACAAAUUUGCCGUUGAACAAAUUCCCUGCUGGUCAACGUUGUCAUGCCCAGAUGCCGAUUUAAAAAGGCUCGCAUCUUCGGAAUAUCGAAUAGGAAGAGCUAACCUUUUUUUCCUCUCACUUCCGUCGUAUUCUUCGCCCUCCCUGUUUGGAAUUCGAGGAAAGAAAAUGAACCGGAGGAGAAACCCGAGCAAUUUCACCUACAUCAGCCCUUGCGUCAAGUAUAUGAUCUUCAUGCUUAAUUUCCUCUUCUGGCUGUUUGGAGGGUUGCUAAUUGGCAUUGGGACAUAUGCUUUUGUCGAUAAAUGGCGAGGUACAGGGGGCCUGUAUAAAGUCAAUACAAUUUAUGAUAUAUUACUUGACAUAUCUCUAGUCCUUAUUAUAUUCGGGGGAGUUGUUUUUGUCGUAAGCUUCGCCGGAUGCGUCGGAGCCCUAAGAGAAAACACGUGUCUCCUUAAAUUUUAUUCAUUAUGUCUGUUGAUAUUCUUCCUCCUGGAAAUGGCGAUCGCUAUAAUCGGCUUCGUGUUCCCUCACACCAUGCAGACUAUAAUUCAAGAUUCUUUUACAGUUCAAAUAAUACACAAAUACAGGGAUAAUGACGAUUUAAGAAACUUCAUAGACUUUGCGCAAAAGGAGUUCCAUUGCUGCGGCCUGAGUUCAGGAGGGUACAUGGAUUGGUCGAGCAAUGAGUAUUUUAAUUGUUCUUCCCCCAGUCGAGAACAGUGUGGAGUCCCUUAUUCUUGCUGCAUCAACGCAACAAACAUUGCUGGUGGUUUAAUUAACAUAAUGUGCGGAUAUGGAGCCCAAAAUCUUUCAGCUGCUGAAGCGAGUAAAAAAGUGUGGACAAGUGGCUGUAUCGAAGUCGUAAAAGCAUAUGCGGAGAGGAAUCUGUACACAAUCGCAGGUUUUGCAUUGGGCGUAGCACUCAGUCAGCUGUUUGUGAUAUAUCUCGGGAAGACCCUCGAAGGACAGAUAGAGCUACAAAAGUCGCGAUGGACGUCGUGAAACAUAGUUGCCUACCGCUAAAUCUUGACUGAUUUUUCUUUUUUGUUUCCAUACCUUUCUUCAGAAGUCUACGUAUGAACAGAGUUGAAAAAAAAAAAUGAAGAUGCGGUAGGCAUUCAUAAAUACAAAAACUAAUGCUUUUUUAUUUUCAGAAAAAUGGUAGGCUAAUGAAUUCUCUUUGUCAUUCCCUUGUUUCCAGUGAACAGACGAUUUUUUUUCCUCCGUCUUGUCUUUUCAGGCAACUAUUUGUUAUUGAAUAUUUAUUAUUAAUAAGAAGUUUGAAGAAUAAGACUUAGCUUCAAAAAAAGAAAAACCCGUGUUUUUCUCAUAUUGCAAAAAUCUAGUUUUAAAGUAAUUUUUAACAAAACGACUGCUAAAUUUUUGAUACCAGAAAAUAUAGUGUAAUAAUUAAAUAUAAUGUUUAGUGUAAAUGCCAAUACAAAAACGACAAACGUAACAGCUUUUAUUUUACUACUUAACAGGCGUGGGAGACCAAGUAG
Molecule: messenger RNA, 1619 nt
Organism: Cimex lectularius (bed bug)
Lineage: Eukaryota; Metazoa; Arthropoda; Insecta; Hemiptera; Cimicidae
Product: tetraspanin-33-like
Exons: 7
Coding region: 283-1119 (278 amino acids)
Biological process (GO): protein localization to plasma membrane; protein maturation
Cellular component (GO): membrane
Source: RefSeq, a predicted model, not a curated record